Messenger RNA from Saccostrea cuccullata (small rock oyster), 444 nucleotides. RefSeq names its product complement C1q tumor necrosis factor-related protein 2-like. Gene Ontology annotation, molecular function: protein binding. The coding region runs from base 1 to 444 and encodes 147 amino acids. The transcript has 2 exons. NCBI's taxonomy places the organism in Eukaryota, Metazoa, Mollusca, Bivalvia, Ostreida, Ostreidae. The record is from RefSeq and is a predicted model, not a curated record.
AUGACAUUGUUCCUUAUGUCACUCUGUUGUAUGAUGGUCAUUACUAGAGCCGACUCUCCAAAGCCAAAGACCUUCCGCCAUGACUAUAACAGCAUCCCAAUAAAUACAGUCAUCAAGUUUGGAAAUGUAUUGACCAAUGAGGGAGGAGGAUACAACCCAACAACAGAUAAAUUUACCGCACCAGAGGAUGGCGUCUAUUCGUUUUCCUGGACAUACUGCACAGACAAAGGAUCCACUACGUACAUAGCUGGUAUCGUAGAUGGAACCACUCGUGCAUACAUAUCCAAUGCUAAUCAGGCAAAUGGAUGGCAAAAUACAUCAGGGCACCUUGUCAUAAAACUGAAAAAAGGAAACCAAUUUUGGGUUCAAACCAUGACCAAAAUUUCCAAACUCAUUCAUGAAAGUUACACGUUCCUGUCUGGGUACAAGUUGUCUGGUUGUUAA